UCACACUUCUUGUCCUUCCUCCUGGGUUUAUAAAGGUUCAUCCUUUUCUAUUCCCCUGCAGCGUUUUCCUUCCAAAGGCAUUGCCCUUUGAAGCCUCCGUACUCGAUAUCACUCAGCAAUCUCUCGGUUUUCUUGCUUUCGAUCGUCGCUUCAUUUCCCCAAACGAUCGUGCCGUCAUCUGCUCCCGUUCAGGAAAAGCCAUGUUGAGCGUCUUGUCCUGCAUAUAGCAUUUCUUUCUAGUCGUGUUUGGGUCUCGCCCUAUAUCUCUUGGUUUCCCCCUCUUUAUUGUAUUCGAUAUUCUUCCAAACACGGAAGCCACCAGCGCCGCGACGAUUCCGCUCAGCCCCUGCUAUGCUCCGCUCGCCUACCACUGCUAUCACUUCCUCCUUCCCAUCUUGCGAAUCGGUUUCCUUCUCAACUUUCAGGUACCACGCGGAAAAGCUUCCCAGAUAGGCAGCCUUCCAAUCGAUAUUGUUUCUGUCUGCCCUAAACUCUUGACGGUCAAACGCGCUCCAAAAGAACCACCCUAACAGCCCCUAGCCCCUUUGCAACCUUUUACGUUUAAUAUUUGUCUUGAGAUCUCGUGUGUUUGGGAAUGAUCAUCAAGGAAUCGCUCGUUCAAGGCUUGAACAGCCACCUUUAUAGCUCGACAUACCCUAAACCUUUGCCUUCCGAAUCUGCCGAGCAGCAUACGCUGUGCGGCUUUGAAGGACCCGAAAAAGUUCUUGAAAUUUGGUUUCGUCCUGUUAACGGGAAAGAAUCCCCUAUUCUCAUCGAUGCGCACCGUGCGGUAGCGCGUGAGGUAGAGUCUUUGAGUGAAGACGAUGUAUCUGUUGGCGAUAUUGAUGAGAUUGUCGACUGUGCGCGUCCAAAGCACGAUUAUCCGGUUGAUGUCUUUCAGGACAACCAUGGAAGAUGGCAGUAUCGCCGGUCGGGUUUGAGGUUGGUGGACCGUGCAGUUUGGGAAGAAAUGCUGCGGAUUGUCAAGUGCCAGGUGCUGAACGUUGUCAACAAUGAGUGCGUAGAUGCAUACUUGCUGAGUGAAUCAUCCAUGUUCGUUUACCCUCAUCGUUUGAUUUUGAAAACAUGCGGUACUACGACGCUUCUUCACGCCGUCCCAAAGAUUUUGGAUAUUGCGAGAGAGUAUUGUGGUUUUCACGAUGUCAAUGCUGUCUUUUAUUCUCGCAAGGCAUUCUUGUUUCCUGAGAAACAAGUCUGGCCUCAUGGUCGGUGGGGCGAUGAGGUUUCGUACCUGGACAAGCUCUUUUGCAAGGACGAGUUUGAAACAGCAGGCUACGUUUUGGGCAAGAUUAACGGUGACCACUGGUGCCUAUACAUGUGCACGCCGCACCGUCUUAGCUUGGACCUCGACGGUGUCGAACUAGCCGAAUCGUCAUCCUCACACGACAGCGACGCUGGGUCCUCUAUUAACGAAGAGGAGGAGGAAGAGGAUGAUGUUACUCUGGAGAUUCUGAUGACCCAAUUGGAUCCGGCUGCCAUGAAGGCGUUUUGGCGUACAGCAGAAGAGCUUCGUGCUGCCAAGGACGGCAAAGACAUCUCUCAAGAGGGUGCUCAACGUGUUUACCACGCAACCGGGAUUGCGGACAUCUACCCAAAGGCCACCGUCGAUGACUAUCUGUUCGAUCCAUGCGGAUACUCUCUCAACGGACUCUUGGGCCCGUACUACUUCACCAUCCACGUGACGCCGGAAGAUGUGUGCUCCUACGCUUCCUUUGAGACAACUGUCCCGGUGAAGCGUUUUUACUCCCACAUCCGUGCCGGAUCGGAAAGUGAAUACGACACAUUCGAAGACGUGAUUCAACGCGUCGUGUCCGUUUUUCGCCCUGGAACCUUUUCUACGACUUUGAUAUCGCGCAAGAGCGUUGGACACAAGCAUGGCAAGACGGAUGGGCUGUUGGAAGGCCAUAUUGGUGGAUUCCGGCGCCGUGACCGGAUUGUGCAGUGUUUGGGCAAGUGGGAUCUGGUGUUUUGCCAUUAUGAUCGACAUGUGGAUGGUACGAUGAUGAGAAAGGGGACCAAAACCGCUCUUCGAUGACUGAUAACUUUUGGGGUUUUUGACACUGGGAUUUUUAUGGAUGAUGCGGGGGGAUCUUUUGACCUUUUCAUGUUUUGAUACGGGCCCGUCUUUCUGAUAUGCAGAAAUGUUGUGGCUACUUGGUUAUUCGACACUAUCAAUAUACAAUUGACCUGAAAGCA
Molecule: messenger RNA, 2217 nt
Organism: Spizellomyces punctatus DAOM BR117
Lineage: Eukaryota; Fungi; Chytridiomycota; Chytridiomycetes; Spizellomycetales; Spizellomycetaceae
Product: S-adenosylmethionine decarboxylase proenzyme
Exons: 3
Coding region: 596-2056 (486 amino acids)
Biological process (GO): spermine biosynthetic process; spermidine biosynthetic process
Cellular component (GO): cytosol
Molecular function (GO): adenosylmethionine decarboxylase activity
Source: RefSeq, a predicted model, not a curated record